This is a messenger RNA of Musca vetustissima, 740 nucleotides long. RefSeq names its product long-chain-fatty-acid--CoA ligase 4-like. Gene Ontology annotation, cellular component: lipid droplet; plasma membrane; endoplasmic reticulum. The annotation marks the transcript as partial. Gene Ontology annotation, biological process: long-chain fatty-acyl-CoA metabolic process; neuron differentiation; long-chain fatty acid metabolic process. Gene Ontology annotation, molecular function: palmitoyl-CoA ligase activity. The transcript is spliced from 5 exons. NCBI's taxonomy places the organism in Eukaryota, Metazoa, Arthropoda, Insecta, Diptera, Muscidae. The record is from RefSeq and is a predicted model, not a curated record.
UCUAGAGAGCGUUCCACCAAAAGCUGACGAUAUCGCCAUUAUAAUGUAUACUUCUGGAUCAACAGGAACACCAAAGGGAGUCCUAUUGUCACAUAAAAACUGCAUUGCAACAAUGAAAGGUUUUUGCGAUGUCGUUCCAAUCUAUCCCGACGACGUCUUAAUAGGAUUUCUUCCACUAGCUCAUGUAUUUGAGCUGGUUGCCGAAAGUGUAUGUUUAAUGACGGGCGUGCCGAUUGGAUAUUCCACGCCUUUGACAUUAAUAGACACUAGCAGUAAGAUUAUGAGAGGCUCCAAAGGAGACGCUACCGUCUUAAAACCAACUUGUAUGACAACUGUACCACUUAUAUUAGGUCGUAUAUCUAAAGGCAUUAAUGAUAAGGUGAAUUCCGGGUCUGCAUUCAAAAAAGCUUUGUUCCAGUUUCUGUACCAAUACAAAGUGAAGUGGACACAAAAUGGAUACCAGACCCCAUUGAUUGAUAGACUCGUGUUUAAGAAAGUUGCCAAGCUAAUGGGAGGACGUGUUCGUAUUAUGAUGUCCGGGGGAGCACCACUUUCACCCGACACACAUGAGCAGAUAAAAACAUGUUUGUGUGUCGAUCUAAUCCAAGGAUACGGUUUAACUGAAACCACAUCGGGAGCGACUGUUAUGGAUUAUCGUGAUAUGCAGUACGGUCGUGUUGGCGCACCUUUGACAGUUUGUGAUAUACGUUUAGUGAAUUGGGAAGAAGGAGGAUAUAGAG